GGAUGAUAAUAAUGUAGGAAUAAAAAUAAAAUGGCAUUCUCAUUAUCAUUGUUAUUGUCAUUUUAUGUGUGAGCCAAAGGUUGAAUCAUGUAAAGUUGUUCUCAGUGUUAUGUGUAAUCAUUUUGCAUUUUUCAAAAUCUAGUCUCUAGAUUUCUAGCUUGGGUCUUUUUCCAUAUGCCCACUCCCCAUUGAUUUGUCUAACACAUUUCCUAUAUAGUAAUCUGCUUAUCGUUUGCUUGAGGACAUUCACUGUUUCCUAAACUUCUUUUAGGUACUUAUAACAAUAUUUUUCUCUCAUUUAGGUGUGUAUACUUAAGGAAGCACUAUGCAGUGAAGGAAUGUUGAAGGAGAACUAAAAAAAGUUGUGAUAGAGAUUAUUGUGUAUGUUGUAUAUUUGGGAGUGAAAACGUCUUAAAUGAUGACAAACAUAUCUGACACACCAAAAAUGAGACUUGAAAACUCUCUCUCUCUCUCGGUAUGACCUUUCAUCUUCCAUUCCUAGCGCUUCUCACUAGGGAUAGUCCUUAAUAUUUCUUUGCUUCCCUGAUUCGUGUUCCCCCUGUCUUUUUUCUUCUUUUAGUUUUAUCUUUAGUUUGUUGAAGAUGGUUCUUAGUUUUUGGAUUGAAGCUAAGAGGUUAUCGGGCAAUAAAGUUUCUUUUCAGACAAAAGGGGAAGGUAAUGGAGUUUUUAUGGUCCAAAAGUGUCAAAACGCAUUUGACAGAUUUAUGAAGCUGCUUGAGUUUGGCACUGGUAUGGGGAAUGGAAUCAUAGUGAUUCCAGAAGGGAGGAUAGGGGGUGGUUGGGUAGGUUUUGUGAAAUUAAUGAGAGAGAUGGUUAAUUUUAGGAACUUAGUUUCAGUUUUUGAAAACAGAGUUGUUCUUAUGAAUGGUGGUGGUGAACGGGAUUCCAGAAAUAAGAAGGUGAUUUCUGAUUCAUCUUCGAAAGGUGUUAACCAUCAUCGUGAAGUUUCUUACCUGUCGAUCUUAACGAAUCCAAGGCAAGAGGGUUCUGGUCCUCAACAGAUUUAUGGCAUUGGUAAAUUUAGGAAGGAUGAAUUGGUGUUGGAUGGUGUCAAAAGGAAUGAUGUUUUGUGGCGGAAGUAGAUG
Molecule: messenger RNA, 1106 nt
Organism: Juglans microcarpa x Juglans regia
Lineage: Eukaryota; Viridiplantae; Streptophyta; Magnoliopsida; Fagales; Juglandaceae
Exons: 2
Coding region: 603-1103 (166 amino acids)
Source: RefSeq, a predicted model, not a curated record